AUGCAGGAAUCCGGCUUACUUGCCUCCUCUCCUGGCCGCACAAAGCGUAAGAGACUUGAGCGCCUUGAAGAGGAGCUCCGUGGAGUUUCCGAUGAGGAGUUAUGCCAAGUAUUAAUUCGAUCGGGACGGCGACAUCUGCUGGCCAAAAAAAAAUAUGUAGACAGUGAUCUGCCAGCCGAGUCUGAGACAGUCGGAGUUGCCAGUGUCGAGAUGCUUGAGCGCCGCCUCAAGCACAGCCUCAAACAAUAUGUCGUUGAGACGAUUGAGCACCUCAAAUCACAAGUUGUCGGUGAUAUUGUCGAAAAUGCUUUAAAUGAGUGUGAUGAAGCGAUCGAGGGACGAUACAGAACGCACGAAGCCGACUUAGAGGAACAGGUCGACGACUGUAAGGUUGACCUAGGCAUUACGGCCAAGGCUGUACGAAGGAAAUAG
Penicillium nucicola is the source of this 432-nucleotide messenger RNA. RefSeq lists its product as uncharacterized. The transcript is spliced from 2 exons. NCBI's taxonomy places the organism in Eukaryota, Fungi, Ascomycota, Eurotiomycetes, Eurotiales, Aspergillaceae. The record is from RefSeq and is a predicted model, not a curated record. The coding region runs from base 1 to 432 and encodes 143 amino acids.